AGACGAGGAAGCGAGUACAACAAACGAUAUUCCUUCUUACAGCACCUGGUACAGGGUUUUCUUCUUCAGGAAAGCUAUAAUAGGCUGAAACAUGCAUCAAUAACUCGUGUGGAUUUGGACCUUGAACCAGCCAUGGUAGAGUUUACACAACAUAAAAUAGAUGAGAUAAGAUGUUCUUCUUCAUGCAUAAAACUACAACCUGAUCAAGAGUCCAGUGAUUAAGAGUUAAAGAGAGAAACAUAGUAUUGAGAGUAAACAUGAUUAAACCAAUCAAAUGCUGCCGUCGAUGGUCAAAAUGCCUGAUAUUUAUGAUAUUUAUGUUGACGUGUACAUGUUCCAUUGCAAUUCAAGAAUGUGUAGAUGACUAUUACAACCCUGGACCCAUUACCACAGACAUAUUAGUAAGGUCAUUCUUUUCGGUUGAGUACCAGGAGGCAGAAGAACAUACGUCACAAUGUCGUGUUCGUUAUCUCGUUCCCUUCAAUGCGACCGUGUAUCAAGGGAUGAGAGCUUCUCACCAGCAGCAUGGAGACAACUUCACAUAUGAAUAUGACACUUAUAGAAAUUUGGGACAUCACGUGACAACAAUCAAUGGGGUGAAAGGUCAUGACACAACUCACUGGGCCUUGCAUCACGGAGAGACUUUAGAAUCUGCAGAGUGCGGUGUAGACCACUUACACAUUGAAAAUGAAGACAUAUAUCUUUGGCGCUAUACAGACUAUGAUGAUGGAGAAUUUGAUCCGUUUAAUUCAACUGGAGAGUGUCACACGGUAAUUGAUGACAUUAUUCCAGCUCUCCCCUUCACCGAUGUAGCUGUCUAUUUAUCUGUUUCAACACAAAACACUGCUUCAUUCACUAAUGGUUCAUUUGUAUCAGCGAUGUGCAAGCGACUUAUAUUAACAGAGAAAACAUCCACAUUUUAUGAUGUCACACUGGCAGCCAAUGAUCAAGCAAUUACAUCAUUUUUUACUAAAGUGGAUUCUGAGGAUUAUGGUAUAACUGAAGUAAAUGGCUUAAUCAAUCAAGGUGGUUACACUUGGAGAAUAUUUGAAGUGUUAUCUCAAGAUAUAUUUCCAACAGAUUUAACACGGACUACGAUCCAAGAUGGUGGUCACUAUGAAUACAGAUUCACAGAAGAUGAUCUAUAUGCAACUCAACCAUAUGAUGUCACAACUGAAUCUAAAUCUGAAAGGAUGAAAUUCAACCUUCAUUACAUCAUUGCACUAAUAACAAUUAUUAUGACAAUAGCAAUAAUAGAUAUCUAGGAAAUAUUUUGGGGUUUCAUUCAUAUUGUUUAAAAUGUUCACAAUCAUUCUAUUUUUCAGCAGAUGAAAAUGAUUUUAUUUGAGGCAUACAGGACCUCUCUUUUUGAAGAUAAUGAAUAAUCUCCAAAUGUUGUUGAACAAAUACGGUUUAACUCUGUUAGAAUUCUACUAAUGGGAAUAUGGAGUAUUCCUUGGACAAUCUGCCAAAUAACAGAUACAGGUCUUGUAUGCAAUCAAUCAAGAAUUAGAUAAAAGACAACAAAUCUCACAAUUGAUAUGAAUUUAAUAUAUUUUAUUUUCACUAAUUUUUAGACAAAUUUGAUUAAAUGAUCAUAUGCUUUGCUUCUCAGUACCUGUCUGUACAAAAACAUAAAUAUUACUGGUCUUAAAAACAUACACAUUUCAAUAAAUAUUAUCUAUACAGUGUACAGUGUAUAUACUUACAUGGUAAGAUAUGACAAGUAUUCAAGCAAUAACCAGAGACUUGGUUAGCAUUAAAUGUUUCUCACUUCCAGGCAAAGUCAUUGUAUUUGGUCAUUUGAUGUCAAAUGUAUGAAAAGCAUAUCUGGGAACAGCAAUUUAUGUGAUUUGCCAUAAUUGGGGGGGGGGGGGGGGGACCCUCCUGCCAUUAUUUGACCAAUUAUAAUAACAAUAAGGGUAACAAUGGAAUUUUAAUAACACACAUUAUACAAUAAUAAGGAACAAUAGAAUUGCACAAAAAUGACUCCACAGCAAAAAUAUUUCUUAGUCUAUACAAUCACAUAAUUAUAAUCAUUUGAACAAAUUAUCUUAAUAAGAAUCCAAAGGAAAACAUCUUAUAUACAUUCAUUAGAUGCCUCUUUAUGCUUGAUGUAUAUUCAUUAUGGUAUACACACACAAAAGCUACCCACCAUCGUAUGAAUUGAUAAUUUUCAAAUACAAAUACAUGAAAAGCAAAGUAUGCUGCGUAGGUUUAACAUAAUGUUUAUACUCUAAGAAUUGAUCGAAUCUUUUGACAUCUACAGGUUGCAAAAAAAAAAAAAGUUUCCUAGACCAUGUUUACUAUUCAAAUACUUCAUGUAGACUUAUAAGAACAGUUAAUAUAUUACCCUUUCAAAUGAUAGUGCAUACGUUCCUACUUCAUAACUUUUCUAAAGGCAUGACAAUUAUUGUGACACAGAGCAGAAUUUCUCUUUUGACCUAUACAUUCAAAUUUCUAAUUCAAUUCCUAUUGCUAAAGGUGAAAAAGAUAAUUAGCAAAAUUUGCACUCUUCUUACAAAACCCUAUGGAAGCAUAUAUAUUGAUUGAUAGAUACCUAAAAAGCAGAUUUAUCCUAUCAACUUUACGAGAAUUCCAUCGUCAUGUAAACAUUAUCAGAGAAGAAAUAGCAAAUUUUAACAGUUUCCUUACCAUAAAAACAUUGUUAAUUUAUGAAAUAAAAGAAUGAGUUAUCAUUAUACUGCCUUUAAGCAGAUUGUUGAAAAAUGUAGGUAUCCCCUAAUCCCUUUGGCAUUACAAGAUUAUAUGUUAUGCUUACUUCGCUGGAAGGAGUGAAUUAAAACUUCAGAGGUUGCAUCUAAAAAACUUGGAAUGUAUGUACAUGAGCAUUAUUCCAUCUAUGCCUUGAUGAUAACUGUGUUGUAAUGUACAAAUGAAAAUUAUACAAUUUUAACAUAAAGUACCAGGCAUUAACUUGAUGAUAACAAAAGAGCCAUGUUGCACUUUGUGCUUGUUCUGUUAAAGGGGAAGUUCACCCUGACAAAAAUUUGAUUGUAAAAAUAGCAGAAAAAUAAUUGAAAAUAUUGACAAAUGUUUGAGAGAAAUUCAUAAAAAUAUAAAAUAGUUAUUAAAAUUUCAAUUAUUUGAUUUGUGGUGUCAUAUGCGAGCAGCUUUCCUACAUAUCGAAUAGUAAAAAAUCUAUGAAUUGUCAUUUUCUCAGAAAAUUGAAAAUGGUUUUUAUUGUACCUUCAGUUUAUCAAUAGACAAAUGAUUUCACACCCGUUCCUAAUACG
Messenger RNA from Lytechinus pictus (painted urchin), 3257 nucleotides. RefSeq lists its product as uncharacterized. Lineage: Eukaryota; Metazoa; Echinodermata; Echinoidea; Temnopleuroida; Toxopneustidae. Gene Ontology annotation, molecular function: cobalamin binding. Gene Ontology annotation, biological process: cobalamin transport. The transcript is spliced from 7 exons. The coding region runs from base 258 to 1265 and encodes 335 amino acids. The record is from RefSeq and is a predicted model, not a curated record.